This is a messenger RNA of Mesocestoides corti, 1962 nucleotides long. NCBI's taxonomy places the organism in Eukaryota, Metazoa, Platyhelminthes, Cestoda, Cyclophyllidea, Mesocestoididae. The record is from the annotation of a GenBank genome assembly.
AUGAUCCCUAUCCUCCUAUGUUUGUUCCUUGUCGCACCCAAUUUUGGUGAUCGCAAUUCAGGACUCACUCGUGGACUGCAGACACGACCCGCAGACGCGCUUUGUCCAUCCUACUGCGAGUGCCUUCGGGAGGAGACGACAGAUGGGACUCCGAUGUACUCCGCUGAGUGUCAUGUGGCAACGAAUACUCUACCGAUUUUGUGCGCUCGAAGGUGGAUUAGUCUAAAACUGAAUCUCUACAAUUAUUCGGCUCCACUGCAGCAAGCCACAUUUGAAGCAAAACCCCUCUUUUCCUAUUGUCAUGAACUCGCGAGUCUUUAUAUUCGACAGACUGGGGAUAAUCCAGUGGGCUUUACAUUUCGCUCUAUCCUACAGGGCUUGGUAAAUCUUCGAAGGAUAUGGCUUCAUCAUGUCCAGGUGGAGACAGAUGGCUUCGAUGCGUCUAGUUUUUAUAAAGUUCCCCCAAAUUUGGAGCUAAUUGCUUUUUCCGACUGCCACUUAAAUUUAGAUACACGUAAGCCGUUGUUUUUUGAUACACCCACGAGUUUACGACAGCUUAGACUGACAAAUAUAAGUCUCACGGGAUCCUUUUCAAAAUAUCUACUGGUUAACUUGUGUCACACUUCAACUGGCGCCUCUCGCCCAAAUGAUCUUGUGUCACUCUACUUGGAUCGAAAUUACCUAAAGGGUUUGACGCGUGACAGUCUUGUCGGAUGCAGGCACUUAAGAGUACUUCAGCUAUCCUAUAAUCAGCUCAGCGGCAGUCUUGAGGAAGUAAUGGGUUUAAGUCCUCGUAUUCUGAGGCAAAAUUGGACUUUUAAGAAAACGCUUUCGGCAGCAGAGACCAUAGAAUACGGAGUCCUUGGAUACACACCACAGCUACAAGCUUUGGAUCUCUCUGGAAAUUUUAUAUCCGGUAUCAGGAGUCCUCUAUGGGCAUACGGUCGAGAUGGUUCCAAAAUUCGCAGUCUAUUAGAAUUAAAAACCAUUUCACUCUCAAAUAAUAACCUCACAUUCAUCGUCCGUGGUGCUUUUCAAGGAGCACCAAACCUUCGAGAGAUUGACUUGUCUCGAAAUCCCAAGCUCUUCUGUCCGAUGCAUCUGGAAUCGCCAACAUUUUAUUCAUACAUAGAUCCCUACAUUUUCGGGGGAGUGGAGAAACUGAAAAAGGUCUACUGGGAUUUCUCGGACAAAACAUGCAUUUUAAGCUCUAUGAUGUCCGAGUCAAGCUACGGUAUCCUGUCCGAAGGACUAUUUAGUCUGUUCGCAUCUCGUGCCCUCUGUUUGACCGAAGUGACACGACAGCCCGUGACUAAUAGACAGCUUGCUCUCGCUGGCAUCACCACAUCAGCCACGCCAUUCGUAAUUCGGAAUAAACUUUCUGCGACAGAACAUUCAAUAGAAAUGGAAGGUUCCACUUCUUCCUGGGCCCUUAUUGACAUUGCAUCGAGUUUUCUUUGCUGUUUAAUGGCCCUCCUGUUAAUUGUUCUCUUCAUUGUGCUAGCAAUUCGAAGCAAAACCGUCUACGAGACGCUGUCAAAUUGCUGCAAAAAGGGAAAAAGGGCUGCCCCUUUGUCUCUGGCGGAUCAGCAGCCCUUAGAUGAGCCACGAAGACCACAGGGUGGUCCGUGUUAUACGUUCCCUGCUGGUAAUGGACGAGCAGGAGUACUUUUAUUACACGAGGAGAGAGAGGGUCGUUUAAACAACGGCUUAAGGAGCAGUAGUCUGCAGAACCUCUGUCUGGCGUGCCUUGAACAAACUCCCGUGAAUUCCGCGUCUUCGGCUAAUACGCAACACCUGGAGUUCUAUGACAAUAACAAGCACUUGACUACGAGCUUCCUGGAAGGUGUAACAACGCAGCCACCACGAGUGUCGGGGGCGGAAAUCACGCAAGUCAUAAUCGAGUCACAUGAAAGACCUGCGGAUGAAAAAUAUAACGUACAUGAAUGGAAUUUUGUUUGA